AUGCCCGGCCCCAACUCGUUCUUCCCGAUCCUCCCCGUCCAGUAUUUCAACCUCGACAAGCUCUUCACCCCGCCACAGUGCCUAUGCAAAUUGUGGCCCCCAUGGCUCUCACCAUACCAGCUCAUCCCAAUGUCGCCGUACCUUGAAAUUCCAGGGAUCGAUAUCGACCUGGCUUUCCUCGACCGGCACGACCUGGAGUUCUCGGUAAGGAGCGCGUGGCUUGGCAUACUGGACAACUAUUAUACCCGGAACCACAGGUAUACCCAUGAUGUCGAGGCACGUAACAAGGAAGGCUAUUCGGACAUCUUGUGCAAAAGGGUUUCUUAUGAAGGCCGAAAUUCCGAAUGGUUUGGAGCAAAGGACCAGCUUCAAAACUACUUCAGGGCCAUAUACGAUAGGUAUAACCCUACCAACCCAGCUGGCGGAGGCCCUAUACCGAGACACAUCUAUGGCGCAAUUGCUAUCGGUCGAUUCGUUCGAUUCUACUGGUACAAUACUCGUACUAGAAGGCUCAACAUGCUCGAGCCCAGGCCAGAAACCACUCGAUGGCAUGUUAUCGACGAAUCCCAUUAUGUUCAUCACGUUUUGGAUUUCAUACGUAACAACCACUAA
Molecule: messenger RNA, 612 nt
Organism: Aspergillus wentii DTO 134E9
Lineage: Eukaryota; Fungi; Ascomycota; Eurotiomycetes; Eurotiales; Aspergillaceae
Exons: 3
Coding region: 1-612 (203 amino acids)
Source: RefSeq, a predicted model, not a curated record